Messenger RNA from Phoenix dactylifera (date palm), 2142 nucleotides. NCBI's taxonomy places the organism in Eukaryota, Viridiplantae, Streptophyta, Magnoliopsida, Arecales, Arecaceae. The record is from RefSeq and is a predicted model, not a curated record.
AGGGGCCAGGCUCCCUUCCCCCUCCUCUAUAUUCUUCGGUUCUCGUCACUCUCCGUGUUCUCUCCCUCGCUCUCAUCUCCUCUCCUUGCUAGCGGGGGCGAAAUGGCGGCUGGCGGAAAGGUCUCUUUCAAGAUCACCCUCACAUCCGAUCCCAAACUCCCCUUCAAAGUUUUUAGCGUCCCGGAGGCUGCGCCCUUCACUGCGGUGCUGAAAUUCGCCGCCGAGGAGUUCAAGGUCCCUCCUCAGACCAGCGCCAUCAUCACCAACGAUGGUGUGGGUAUUAACCCACAGCAAAGUGCAGAACAAAGAGGGAGGGAGGUCGAUGGUAUCUUGUUUUGAUAAUUUACUAUCAAGUCAUAUCUUUUAAUUUGAGAAACCUGUAAUUUUCAUGGGUUGCAUAUCAUGAGUUACGUGGUUGUAAUUCCUAUUAUGUGAUUUAGGCAAGAGAGGAGGAUGAAUUUAUAGCAUCUCUUAUUUGAAAUGAAGACGGUCUAAUGAUUAUAAUUUUAAUAGUUGCAAUAUGUCCAAGUCCUCAUAUUCUGAAAUAAGAGUGAUGGAGCAGCUUCAUAGGUUUUAACACUUCUAUAUGUAAAUUUGUUUGGAAAUGAUUUUUGUUCUUAUUUUUUGUUACAUUUGUCUUAUAAUUCGAAAUUAUUUAUAACCCAAUUUGUGGGUCAAAGUCAUCUGAUUGAAAAGGCAUUUUCUUUGGAUGCAUGUUGGCAAUGGUUGCUGUGCAAUUUUCUCUGCCUUUCAAAUCUCUUUGAAGACGGCCUGGAACAAAUUGCUACACUCUGAUACCCCUAAUUUUACAUUUUAUAUUUCAUGUACUUUUUAGAAAUAGAAUAUGCCAAUCUCACAGUAAAGUCAUCUAAUUGAGAUGGUGAACACUUUUGAUAGAGAUUGGAAAUAAUAGUGAUGCAAUUUUCGGCCUCUCUGAAAUUUUUCUGUUUGAAGAUGGUCUUGAGCACAUUGCUACAUUUUUGUUGCUGUUCAAGUAUAUUAGCUCAUUUAGUAGGUAAAGAACAUUUUUUCCUCUGGCAUUAUUUUUAGAAAUCACCAAUUGUUGAAAGAUCAUUUUUGAGGAAAUCCAUCGCAUCCCAUCUUUGAAAAGUCAUUUUAGGCUAUUAUGGGUGGGUCAUUUAUUUUUGGUGAAAGUAUGAGUGGGUCAUUGAAACUUGAAGGUUCACAAUAAUGGAAAUUUCGAAAUCUCUGGUUUGAAGAUGGUCUCGGAUGUACUGCUGCUUUCUUAAUUAAUUCUAGCUUUUCUGUUGUUAUACCAAAAGCAGUUCAGUAGUAUCUGUCUUUCAUAGAUUACUUAAAGAAGCUUGGAAACUGUGUGUCAGUUGCUGUAUAAAUAUGAUUCCUUUCUUCUGUUCUUCCUAAAUGAAAACCUAGAUAAUAGUUUCAUGAUAGGAAGGAACCAUGUUCAAAGUCUUAAGUUCUUGUUUCCUGGCAUUUUGGAUUGUUAUGAUUUUUAUAACUCGUUGUUUUUGAUGGUUCUAUAAGUUGCAUGUUCAUAUUUCCUAGCACACUUUGAUCCAUUUGUAUAUUGUGGGCGCUAACUAGUUUUCUUUUGCUUUGAGAGUACUAUUGUUUAAUCUUAAUAAGACAAUAUUAGUUGUCCUAUCAUUUAUUUCAUAUCAUGAUUUGAUGCUAACCUAGUGUGCAUGAGUUUUAGCUGCAGAAUAAAAUUGGACAUGAAUUCAGUUUCUCUAAGCCUGUGAUAGUAUUAUGCAGGCAAAAACACAUGCUACAUGCUUAGUUGAAAAGCUUGCAGGAAUAAAUUGCAUUGUUAUAUUGCUAAAACACAGGCUUUCAUUAUCUAGUAGACUGUAUUGACUACACAAAUGAUUUACAUUACUUCAGUGUUGUGAAUAUAGUUCAUCAUUGGCUAGACUGCAGGUUUUAAGAGGCAAUUUUUGAACUUGUGAAGCACCUGCUUCAAGCUACCUAAUGUGGGCUGUUGGACUUUUGUUUUGUAUUAAAAUUUUGAGUACCCUAAUAUAGGGAAGUAUUAUAUCCGCUAAGUAUGAUGUUAUCUUUAUAUGAUAGUGCGACUGAUAGAGAGAUUGUAUUUAUCUUGAGACAUUGUGGUGGAGCACUUAGACAGCUAUCUUCUCUUUGAGUUUAUAUUUUUGUGUA